This is a messenger RNA of Diorhabda sublineata, 2461 nucleotides long. Its product is annotated as LITAF domain-containing protein. The record is from RefSeq and is a predicted model, not a curated record. The transcript is spliced from 3 exons. Gene Ontology annotation, molecular function: zinc ion binding. Bases 503 to 886 code for a protein of 127 amino acids. Lineage: Eukaryota; Metazoa; Arthropoda; Insecta; Coleoptera; Chrysomelidae.
CACCUUGUGUAUCCACGUCGUUACAUACUUGUCGUUAUCAGAGGUCUGCCUAAAUCUCUUUAUAUUGAGUAGAGUGGAGUUUCACAUGGAAGAUGACCUCGAACUAUUAGAAUAUCAACAAAAGAGCUCGGAAUAAAACGCGAGUAGAUAGAAAGUAAGCUCGCUAGACUUACCAACACUAUAGUUUUGUAUAAAUCACGUUGCUGACCGUAUUGGUAGUUACGUCGCCGUUCGAUUUAGUUUCGCAGUUCGAUUUCAUUCUCUCUCGUCGUUCGCAAUAAAGUAAAUAUAGAGAAUGACCUCCGCAACAUUUUCACGCUGAUCUUCAAAUUAAAAAAGUGUUUUGUAUAACGCGCUCUAUAUAUCGCAUAACCCAAUUAACAUUCUGUUGACCCAAGUAUUGUUAAAAUUAGUAGUAAGCGAGUGAGUGUCGCAAGGUGUUUGGUGAAAUAAAACAACGAUAUAUUUAGAUUUAGUGCGAGCAUUUUUAUAUUGUGUGAAUAUGAGUAAAAGUAAUUAUUCGAUGCCCCCUCCCUACGGGCCCCCGCAAGCCGCUCCGCCAAGUUAUGCACAAGCCGUUGGGGGCGUUCCACCCUCUAGUCCUUACGUACCUAACCAUUCCUUUGUAAAAGGUCCAGAAAUUGUAACGACUGUCGUGCCAGUAGGAAAACAUCCAACGCAUAUGAUAUGCCCAUAUUGUUAUGCUGAAAUUGACACGACAACCAAAUCUCAACCUGGUUGUAUCGCAUACGUUUCAGGGACAAUACUUUGUUUAAUAGGAUGCUUCUUCGGAUGUUGCCUGAUUCCGUGUUGUAUAGACAAAUGUUUGGACGUAUCCCACACAUGUCCGAAUUGCAACUCAUACCUUGGAACAUUUAAAAGAUAAAUGAACUAGUCAAGUUAUUUUUGAUAAUUAGAAUGUUGUAUCUUUAUGCCUCGAAUUAAAAAUAAUCUAGAAUAUUCGUUAUCAUGUAUAUCGACAAAAAUAGCUUUAAAUAUAGUGUUUAACUGAUUAAUUUAUAAAAAGGUCAUUUUUUAAAGCUACAUGAGUCGAUGUGUAAAAGUGUUAAAUUUACAUACUAUAAAGUUUUUUUUUUAAUUAACAUUUUUUCGCCCAAUAAAAGCACUUUUGAUAUAUACUAUUUGUAUAUACGUAAGAAUUAUCGUUUUACCACAAAUCCGUCAUGGCAUCUGAGUCAGCUGAUUGCGAAUCAUAACCUAGAACGACAAUUUGAUCGCUGUUUUCGUUCACGUUUCACGUUAAUUUUUUUUUUUUUUUUUUUCAUGAAAACCUCAGUAAUCUAGCAAUUACGCUGCUCAUGAGAAUGAUUAGACAACAAUUUAAGGUGAAUAAAUAAUUUUAACAUUUCAAAAAACCAUAGACAAAUGAAAAAACCCUCAGCUGAUCACGUUUACCCGCUGGUCCACCAGGGUAAGAAGAAUCAGAUGUGACUAACACCCUAUUAACUCGGAUCAAUUUCCGAAUGUGUUUACCAUCGAAAUCAAAGGUAGUGACGAAAUUCUCAACAGAGCUACCAGUUCAAAAUUUGACACAAUACAAGAGGUAGAGGGAAAAGGAGGUUAGUUAGGUUAGGUUCUAAUCUUUGUUUUUAAACCUCAUGUUAGCUAUUGCUAUAGAUGACGGCCUAAUCCGAUAUAUUGGAUAAUUAUUGACAUUCAAUAUACAUAAGAUAAUCAGUGUUAUAUUAAUUACCUUCGAAGUACUAAAAAACAAUUCUAUAUACGCGUAAAAAUUUUCUGAGUAAGUUUGGUGCGCACUUCUAAAUAUUUACUGUUUAUUUCUACGAUCUUUCGAAUCUCAAAGUAUUUAAAAAAUUUUGAACUUGUGGUGCUUUUACUUCUUUUUCUGGAUCCAUUUGUGAUUGUCCAUCUACAUUGAUAGUAACAAAAUGUUUAACGUUUAUUAUUAAAAUGUAAUCGAAAAAAUUGUUUUAUGUAAUACUAACGAUGUUUAUUUUAUAACAAAUAUGUACUUUGUACAUAAUUAAAUAUUUUAUAAAGCAUAUUAUUAAACAAGUCAAUAGAUUAAUGUGAACAUUACAGAUAAGCAAGUAUAGAGAUGGUGGAAUUUUUUUGACGAAAACUUGAUUGUAUUUUAUAAAUAUAAAUUGUAUACAGGGUUAUUCAUAAGUGGUAUAGCUUUGUGGAAAACCUCGUUCCAGAAAAUAUAUUUUUUGUACUUUCUCGUGCAAUUUAUCACUUACUGUUUCAUCCUCUUGACAUUUUGUGUUACCAAAAUGAGCUUUUUACAUGAUAAGAUACAAUUUUUUUAUUCGAAUUCGAAAUAUUUUUAGCAAUUUUUCGUUCAGUUAAAACCAUAUCGAAUAAAAUCGAGUUUUUCUCAACUUUUUUCCAAAGUUAUAUUAUGAAAAACCCUCGUACUUGUUCUUGUUAACAUGAUAUUGAAGAAUGCACGAAAAAUAAAAACAAUUCACAACUA